CUCCCACCAGCAUCUUGCGAUUUCUCGGUCAAUAUAGUCUUCCGGUAACAACGACUGGGCAUACCAAUUAUGAUGAGCUUCAGAGAUUCUUACAGCAGCAGGCCAUGGGAAGAAAACAGAAGAGGGCGCGGGCGGGGCGGGUUCCAGCGCACAAGAGGUUCUUACCAGGGGUUCAGUGGAAGAUCUGCACGUGGAAACUAUGGGCCGGGCACAUCAGUGCAGCCUCCAACCGCCGAGCCUCCCCUGGGAUCUCUUCUUUCUACACUCCGCCAGGCUGAACUGACCAAGGCAGCGGGAACGUAUGAGUCGGAGUCCGUCAUCACGGACUGCGUGACUGUGACUUCAUACAACUGGUUGGACAGACCCACGCCGACAAUUGCCGUUCCGGGUAAACCCGCGAGAUGGACGCCGCUUUCUGAGCCACGACAGCUCAAGCCUGACGACGGGGAGUACUUCCGUGACCCCAAUGCCGCGCAUUAUCCGAAGCAUCCCAUGGAGCCCACAGUCCUUGCUGUGUUGGCUCAGAAUGCUCGACACGCGAGAGAGAAUGAUGUUGUCGCCUGCGGCAGUACUCUCGGCAACCUUCUGCGGUUCAUCCGAGGUGAGGACAAACAGUUUAGGUUCUUGGUGGAACUUGUCGAAGGGGCGGUAUUCUUCAUUCGACGGGAGAACGCACCGCGUGAGCUCAUCCCGAAUAUCCAAGGAUACGGUCACUCGUUCCCAGAGGCUUACACCACGUGGGAUACCGACGUCAAGGGAUCUGUGUCACACCAGCGGGUCAUCUCAUACCGGUUUGGAGGACUUCGCUUCCUUGUGAGAUUCGAGGGCGAUGGAUACAUGCGGUCAAAGAAAGAAGACGAGAAUGGCACUCAUACUAGGCACCCUCAUGCCGAUGAGAGAAACCCGACAAGUGCAGUCGAUGGAUUGGCAGCACUGCUCGACCAGAGCCGUGUGACUGCUGUUGUUCCACCCAACUCCUCUGAAUUGACGGUGUCCUCUGCUGGGAAAGUGGUCGAGCAGGAAUGCAUCUUCGAACUCAAGACUCGGUCCAUCCGGAAGAAAGAGGCGGCAACGGCCGAAGACACAUUUGCAGACCAACUCCCCCGGCUGUGGGUGUCGCAGAUCCCCACCUUUAUCCUGGCAUAUCACAACCGGGGCACAUUUGAGGAUAUCACCGUGAGAGAUGCGCGCAAGGAUGUGAAGACAUGGGAACGGGAACAGGUCGAUGCUCUAUCGCGCCUCGCCGCCCUCGUCCAUCACAUCAUCGAGCUCGUCAAAUCAAGGCCAGACGGGAAGCUGGAAAUCCGUCACGCCCAGGUAGGAAGGCUGGAGGUUCGUGAGCAGCUGACGGAUGCUGGUGACGCAUUGUCCGACCCUGUGAAGAUCUUGUGGGCAAAGGAGAGGGGCAUGACUGAAGAUCUCGACGAUGACCAAGAUUAUGAUGACGACGGAGACGAAUUUGGCUGGGAUGAAGGGUCGGAGCCGGACUUCACUGCAUGCUCUGCUGAUGACUGUGGAUACUGUGGACGAUGCUCGUACUGAGGCAGGACUCAGCUCAGGAUUGGCAGGUGUGUUUUUGACAUGGACAAGAGGUAUUCUCAUAGUGUGCCUGCUUUGAGCCGGAAGGUUCCUAACCUACCUGCCUAAGGUAGGUCGGUC
This is a messenger RNA of Diaporthe batatas, 1659 nucleotides long. RefSeq lists its product as uncharacterized. NCBI's taxonomy places the organism in Eukaryota, Fungi, Ascomycota, Sordariomycetes, Diaporthales, Diaporthaceae. The record is from RefSeq and is a predicted model, not a curated record. The transcript is spliced from 2 exons. The coding region runs from base 70 to 1542 and encodes 490 amino acids.